Molecule: messenger RNA, 2045 nt
Organism: Brachypodium distachyon (stiff brome)
Lineage: Eukaryota; Viridiplantae; Streptophyta; Magnoliopsida; Poales; Poaceae
Exons: 1
Coding region: 529-1485 (318 amino acids)
Biological process (GO): regulation of transcription by RNA polymerase II
Cellular component (GO): SAGA complex
Molecular function (GO): transcription coactivator activity
Source: RefSeq, a predicted model, not a curated record
AAACCGAAUUAGAUUUUCGGUAAACAAACCGUUUUCGGGUUUCUGGUCUGGCCCAGUUUUUUGCCCAAAACCGAAAAACAAUUUCCGAUCGGUUGUUUUUGUUGACUCUACUCCUCCCUCCCUCUGCCGAGCGACCCAGCCCCCUCGCUCCCUGGAUCUUCUUCCUCCCUCGGCCGACGGCCGCCCCCCAUCCCGCCGCUGCCGAGCGCCCAUCGUCUUCCUCCUCGCGCGAGCGCCUCCACCGCAGGUUGAUCUCCCCUCCGAUUCUCUCGCUCCCGACCGUUUCUCCUCCCAUCACCCCACCAACGGAUUCCGCCCUUUAGCUCCCCGUUUCAUAAUCUUCCCCAAUCCGUAACUGAGGCAAAAAUCAAGGUAGGGCUCUACCUUGCCCUACCGGGUCCUCCGCCAGUGGUUCCGCUUCCGCGGAUUGCUUGAAGGGUUGUUCGGCCGGAAUCUAGGGUUUGCUCUUACAGAGCCCCGUCCCCCAUAUCCGCGGACGGAGCUACUGCAUUUGGUGCGGCCCCGAAGAUGCAGCCUCCCAAGAAGCCCGCCCGCGUGGACACGGCGGAGAUCAAGUCGCAGCUUGUCAAGAAGCUUGGGCCCCAGCGUGCCGAGCUCUACAUCCACAGCCUCAACAAGUUCCUGGGCUUUCAGCUUGACAAGAGUGAGUUUGACAAGAUCUGUGUUGCUGCCUUGGGGAAAGAGAACAUCAAGCUCCACAAUUCCCUCGUCCGCUCAAUUCUCAGCAAUGCUUUUAUGGGGCUCGGGCCACCGCCCAGCAGGCAGACGCCUACCGGGAAUUCCCAGACUAGCGCCGUGACCAACGGGCCGUUGGGCAAUGGCGUGCCGCUGCCGAGGAGAGUGCGGCCGUUGGGUAACCGGGACAGGAGGUGUACUGAUAAGCCAAGCCCACUAGGAAAGUCCCCUCUUGGUAAUCCAGGGGCUGCGGAGUUUGUGUCGGUGGAGGACGGCGAGGAGGUUGACCAAGACAGGGGCAGCCCACUGUGUGUGCAAAGUCAGAGCCCUAUUAGGGCUCCUCUGGGAGUCGCAACGGUUCAGCAACCCCAGUUUUCUGCUCUCCGUCCUUCAGAUGUUUGCUACAUUAAUGGUGAAUUACCAGAUACUGAGUGCUUGUCGAAGAUACUUCAGGAUAAGCUGGAUGCCGAAGGCCUUAGCAUGCCCGUAGAGUGCGCUAAUCUGCUAAACUCUGGGCUGAAUGCAUACAUAAGGCAGCUGCUGAAGUCUUGUUUGGAUGUUGCGAAAGCAAGAGGAAACACAAUGAGGGCGCACCAGGCUAAUGGGAAUGCUUCUUCCUCUUCUGCUGCUUUAAACGGUGGGCUGAAUAAUGGCUCCGUCUUAGACUCAGGCCGUGUGUACCAAGCUUCACUGGUAGAUCUCUCCACAGCUGUACAGUCUAAUCCCAAGUUACUAGGGUGUGACUCUGUGAAGCAAAAGGAUAAGAUUGCUUCUCACCUUGCCGGCUAACUUCAGCAGCUAGUCUUCUCACAGAACUUCAGCAGCUAGUCGUGUCACAGAACUUCAGCAGCUGUUAUGCAGUGGCAAUGUAGGAGGAGAUCCAAAUUACCAUUUGAUUGGGUGCUGUAGAAACCUACAGCUAGUUAGGUUGAGGUGAAGCAGAUUUUGACUGCCAUAGGGGCUGAUGAGUGGGGCACAUCCCCAGUGUUUUUUUAUUAGGAUGGUACAUCUUAGCAUUCCAGUACAUCAUAGUUCACCUGGCGAUUACCUGUGAUUAUUUCACAAAAAAUAAGAAGAUUCUGCAAAGGUAUCUUGGCUUCGCUCCUGCUAGCUUACAGAUAGUGUUCCUACCUGUACAUACAAUCAGCUCUCUGUUGGUUGGAUCUGUUAUUGUUGGAUAAUCUGGGCUUGUUGUAUAUUGGGUCUUCCUGUAGGACAAAAAAUCUUUGGUUCUUUCAUCUCUUUAGUGCAAAGCUACAUUCUUUGCUACCCCGGUUAUGAGGUUAUCUGCUAUCCAGAGUUGUUAAUCCCCUACAAAUGUGUUGGAUUUCCGACUGGUUACGAGGUUA